Messenger RNA from Oppiella nova, 1446 nucleotides. The record is from the annotation of a GenBank genome assembly. Lineage: Eukaryota; Metazoa; Arthropoda; Arachnida; Sarcoptiformes; Oppiidae.
UGCAAUGCUUGUAAUUACAAACUCACAGAAAAUAUCAAAUUAAUUGUAAAUAAUUGCUGAAAAGUAAUUGAUUAGUGAUUAUAAUCACUGAAACAGUGCCUUAACUCCAAUGAGAUGUCUUUGUGUCGCUUAAGACCCACUCGUUUACUGACCAAACAUUUGAGACAAUGUUUGGCAAUGAGUUUACGGCGGGAGUCGAGUGGAGUGCGGGUGCGGUUCGGGCCGUCGCCCACGGGGUUCAUCCAUUUGGGAGGCCUUCGGACGGCUCUCUAUAACUACUUGUAUGCCAAACAACACAACGGAUCCUUCGUUCUUCGCAUUGAGGACACGGAUCAAGAAAGGGUAGUUCCCGGCUCUCAACGAAACCUCGAAGAUAUGUUGCAGUGGACGGGACUCAUACCAGAUGAGGGCCCCACCACUGGUGGACAGUAUGGCCCGUAUGUCCAGUCCCAACGAAUAGAUCUCUACAGAGAGAAAGUGACUGAACUGUUGUCCACACCAAUGGCCUACCGGUGCUUCUGUUCAGACAUGCGAUUAGAUUUGCUGAGGAAAGAGAAGCUGAAGAACCGAGAGAUUCCUAAAUAUGACAAUCGGUGCCGACAUUUAUCUCAACGAGAAAUCGACGAAAAGUUGGCGAACGGAGAAAAGUUUGCGAUUCGUCUUAAGCUCAAAUCGGGUCCAAUUGGUUUCGAUGACAUAGUGUUUGGUCGGCUUUCCUUUGACUUGUCUGCCAUAGAGUCAGAUCCAGUCAUCUUUAAAAGCGAUGGCUUUCCGACCUAUCAUUUUGCGAAUGUAGUCGACGACCACUACAUGAAAAUAUCUCAUGUCUUAAGGGGCGCCGAAUGGCAGGUCUCGACACCGAAGCAUAUAAUGCUUUACGAGGCGUUUGGAUGGACUGCCCCUAAGUUCGCUCAUUUGCCUCUCAUUAUGAAUACAGACGGCUCUAAACUAUCUAAACGUCAAAAUGACAUCAGAAUUGAUUACUAUAGAGAUAACGGGUAUUAUUCGGAGACUAUUAUAAACUACUUGACGACAAUCGGCUCAGGGUUUCCACAUCGACUCGAAGACAGAAUCGAUGGCCUCCAAGAGUUAACCAAAUUAUUUGAUUUAACAAAAGUGAACACAAGUAAUGGCAAAAUAGAGACCGACAAACUUCGGCUCUAUAAUCGCUUCUCUAUUUACUGGUAUUUUAAUAAUGGAUUUGAAAAUAAAUUAAUUGAAGAAUUGAAAACUCUGUUAAUAAGUAAAUUUGGUUCAACUCGUGAAUUAAAUUUAGACAAUGAUUACCUCAAAUUUUUAAUCACUUGGAGUAAAGAACGAAUUUUUACUUUAAAAGAACUUUUGAACGAAGAAUUCAUAUAUUUAUGGAAAGUUCCUGAUUUUAAGUGGAAAGUCAGUGAUAUUGCAACUCAUGAGGAAUUUGGUAAGAAUCUUAUAAUGAAUUAA